CUUGAAAAGAGAGUUCUCAUUCCUCAGCUCUGUAUUUGAGGUUAUGUAGACAAGAACAGCUGACUAGCUGAGACAAGCACAGCCAUGCGACUCUCUCUCCUGCAUAUAAUGUUGCUCGAUGUGAUAUCUCUAGUGAUGGGAGCUAAGAUAUUAGCCAUACUUCCAUACUCAGGCAAGAGUCACUUCAUCUUCGUUUCUUCAGUUCUCCAAGCAUUGUCCCAACGAGGACACCACAUAAUAGAAUACAGUCCACAUCCACCAUCUAAACCAACACCAAACUAUACUCAUGUAGAGAUUCACACUGGUUUUGAAAACACCAUCAAAAAUUGGACUUUCCAAGAGUUUAUCGAGAUUUGCAGGAACGAUGCAACCAACAUUGAAGUUCUGUGGGAAAUCACGUAUGGAGUUUGUUUACACACAUUUCAAAAUGAGGCAGUUCAAGAACUAUUGGAUUCUGAUCAGCAUUAUGAUCUUGUUAUUACGGAAUCAACAUUUGGACAGGAGUCAAUGCUCGUGUUUGGCCAUAGAUUUGGUGUUCCAACCGUAACUUUGCAGGGAAUACCCACCUGGAGUGCAAUGAACCUGAAUGCUGGCAACACUCCAUCUGUAGCUUCUAUAGCUGACUUCACAGUGAUUGUGGGAACAGAUGAUAUGUCUUUUAUGGAAAGGUGCAAAAAUUUCUUUUACGUCAUGAAGAUACUAUUUGCCUAUUACAACUAUCAUCUUCCAGCCCAUGAGUAUAUAUUGAAGACGUAUUAUAAAUAUGAUUUCCCCCCUCUUGUAGAAAUGGUUAGUAAUGUAUCACUCUAUCUUGUCAAUGCUCAUGAGACAGUUGGGUAUGUUCAGCCCUAUACACCUAAUAUUAUUCCCAUCGCUGGCAUCACCAUCUCACCCGACAGAGUGCCUUUAUCUGAGGAAGUUAAAAAAUUCAUGGAUAAAGCUAAGGAGGGAGUCAUAUACUUCAGUUUUGGAACUAUGGUUCCAGUUCAUCUCCUUCCCGAAAAUAUACUUCAAGCGUUUGUUAACGUGUUCAAGAAACUGAAGCAGAAUGUUCUUUGGAAGACAGAUCUAGAGAGUAUACCUGGGCUGACAAAUAACGUGAUGCUCAUAAAAUGGGUGCCUCAACCUGGUGUCCUUGCUCACCCUAACUGUGUUUUGUUCAUAACUCACGGCGGGUUGUUCAGUCAGCACGAAGCCAUCUAUGCUGGGGUCCCCAUUGUUGGUGUUCCGUUCUUUGGGGACCAACCUUUCAACAUGAGAUUUGCUGAGCAUCGUGGCUUCGGCAUCAAGCUUGACUUUCAUACCAUCUCAGAGGAUACAGUCACUGCUGCUCUUAAUGGUGUAUUACACGAUCCAAAAUACAGGAAUAAUGCGCAGAGACUAUCCAGAAUAUUCAGGGACCGGCCCAUUUCUCCAGCAGACUCUGCAGUGUUCUGGGUGGAACAUCUGCUACAGCAUGGCACCACUCAGCAGCUCAGGCCUGCCUCAGCACAGUUGUCAUGGUAUCAGCUCGCCUUGCUAGAUGUGAUAGCAGUAAUACUUGCUGCUUCAGCAGUCAUCUGUGUUGUCCUUCAUCUGGUUAUCACUAAACUGUGGAGAAGAGCAUUCAAUAAAGGAACACUGCAAGUGGAUAACAGUUGUGAAAAGAAAAUUAAGAGGAAUUAAAAAACUGUAAAUCAUCUAUUGCAUUUUAAAUUUGUCCUGAUACGUUUACUCAACAUUCUCUCUUCUAAUUUACUUUUAAAAUAUUAAGUAACAAAAAUUAUGCAUUUUGAUACUGUAAUAUGAAAAAUUAGAUAUUUGUAACCAAAAUAAUUUUUCAACAACUUUGAAAAUUGCUUAUGUCCCUUAUUUUGAUGAUUUUUAAAUGUGUGCAUAUUCUGAAAAAAAGAUUUGUUCCAUAAAAAUUGUAUGCUAGCUUACUGAAAGUCUUUCAGCGAAAAAUAAAAUUUGUAUAUAAUCAUAUUUAAACAUUUAAUAAAAAUGAUAAAUGUUAUUAUAAAACCAAAAUAACUAAAAAUAUUUUUAC
This is a messenger RNA of Homalodisca vitripennis (glassy-winged sharpshooter), 2029 nucleotides long. Its product is annotated as UDP-glycosyltransferase UGT5-like. The record is from RefSeq and is a predicted model, not a curated record. Gene Ontology annotation, molecular function: UDP-glycosyltransferase activity. Lineage: Eukaryota; Metazoa; Arthropoda; Insecta; Hemiptera; Cicadellidae. The coding region runs from base 85 to 1665 and encodes 526 amino acids. The transcript is spliced from 6 exons.